AUGGAGGACCAUGCACUGUUCACAAUCCGACAUUUGCUGCUUAGAUCAUUUCGAGCUUCUCCAUUUCCAAGCAUUAGAACCUCGCUUGCGCAGAACAGCCGCCACCGUCGCAUCUCAUCUCCCAAGCGCCUCUUACACCACCAUGCGAAACAUACAAAUCACCUAGGCGAUGGACAAGCCUAUCCACUCUCCGGAUACUAUUCCGAUAUCCUUUCCGCACGUCAUUCACACCGCGGCCAAGCCACAACAUCUCCCUCAGCACCGCAACAGAAACCUGAAACGCCGCGUGCCCAAACGAACCAACUGCCGCAAUCGCCCGAGGAACGGAUGGCAAUUGUCUUUGGAACUCGGUUAGCUGGGCCUGGCCGAUCCUCACGCUAUAAUCGGGGGUCGAAUUCUGCCUGGAAGACUGUCAAUGGCGUGCCCAUACCGCCGAGACCCGAAGAACCAGAUAACUGCUGUAUGAGCGGCUGUGUACACUGUGUGUGGGAUGAUUACCGAGAUGAAAUGGAAGAAUGGGCUGCAUUACUAGCACAGGCAAAGGCCAAGGGCGGCACAUCAAAGUCGCCCAAGGUAGUCCCGACCGCCAUACCAAAGACACCGGUUGAUGUGGCGGCUAGUACGAGCAUGGAUGACGAUGGGGGCGGCAGUGAGACGAACUGGUCGUUGCCAGGGUCUGGUGAUGAUCUUUUUGCAGAUAUUCCUGUUGGUAUACGAGAGUUCAUGAAGACAGAAAAGAGGUUGAAACAACUUCAUCGCAAUGCGGACGAUGCUUGA
This is a messenger RNA of Aspergillus nidulans FGSC A4, 777 nucleotides long. RefSeq names its product oxidoreductase-like domain-containing protein. The transcript has a single exon. The record is from RefSeq and is a predicted model, not a curated record. Bases 1 to 777 code for a protein of 258 amino acids. Lineage: Eukaryota; Fungi; Ascomycota; Eurotiomycetes; Eurotiales; Aspergillaceae.